This is a messenger RNA of Auanema sp. JU1783, 1050 nucleotides long. The record is from the annotation of a GenBank genome assembly. Lineage: Eukaryota; Metazoa; Nematoda; Chromadorea; Rhabditida; Rhabditidae.
AUGAAGGAUCGCACGUCUCUAGUGGCUAUAUUCUCUAUACUUUUGAGUAUCAGUUUGGUAUCUUUCUCAGCUUGGUACAUUAAAUCAAGUAUCAAUGAGUAUCAUGAGUUUUUUGCUCAGUCAAUGAGAGAUUUUGAAGAAAUUGAUAAGUUAACAAAUGAUGCUUGGUAUGAUGCCGUGAGGCUCGAGAAGAGAGAAGUACCUACCGUUAAGUUUGAAAAAGCUUUCGGUUUAAGGUACAGACGUGACCUUCCAUCUCAAUGCAGCUGUAUGAAAAGAAAUUCUUGUCCUCCAGGCCCUCCUGGCCCUCGAGGCUCUAAAGGGGAAGAUGGAGUUCCUGGUUAUCCUGGUCCAGCAGGUCCAAACGGUAUACCUGCUGAAGACAUGAAUGCUAAUGGAGACUACACAUCAAACGGCUGUAUCAAAUGUCCCGCAGGCCCUCCCGGAUCAAAAGGUAUGCCUGGCCGUGUUGGAUUGCCAGGUCCUAGAGGACAACCCGGACAAGAUGGAACACCUGGUAAAAACGGAAUUGAUGGUGUCAGAGGACCACCUGGAGAUAAUGGAAAACCAGGAUCUUCUGGACGAUUGGGAAAUCCAGGAAAAACAGGAGAACCAGGGUACAGAUAUCGGGCAGGGUUACCUGGUCGUAAGGGUAUGCCUGGACCAAGAGGACCACCUGGACCUCCAGGAGAAUCCGGAGUUGCAGAAGAAGGCCCUGACGGAAUGCCCGGGCCAGUGGGAGAGCCUGGACUCACCGGAAUGCCCGGUCCUAGAGGAAGACCAGGAGAGCCUGGCUUGCCUGGAUUCCCUGGCGAAGACGCAGCUUAUUGUUCUUGCCCUCGUCGUGAUGAAGCGAUUGAUGUGAAACACACAGAACAAAACACAUAUGGCGAUGAAAAACCUGAAGAAAAAAGGGCUUAUUCAGAGGAGAAAGUUACUGAAACAUCUGGUUAUGAGAAAAGUUACGGUGCAGUAGAAGAUCAGACAUAUGACAUGUCUUUCUUGAGCACUUCUUCUCCUGUGUAUAAGAAGAAACUUCGCUAUAUUUGA